Messenger RNA from Helianthus annuus (common sunflower), 2040 nucleotides. RefSeq lists its product as uncharacterized. The transcript has a single exon. The record is from RefSeq and is a predicted model, not a curated record. The coding region runs from base 1 to 2040 and encodes 679 amino acids. NCBI's taxonomy places the organism in Eukaryota, Viridiplantae, Streptophyta, Magnoliopsida, Asterales, Asteraceae.
AUGGCAAAUACCGACGACGCUCGCGAUGAAAUUAGGUCUUUUCGCCAAUUGUCGGGCGAAUUGUUGCAUGAAGCCUUUACAAGAUUUAAGGAAAUGAUGCGGAGAUGCCCACAUCAUCAAAUCGAGAAGUGGGAAUUGGUGAAGUGUUUUGUACGUGGGUUGGAUGAUGCAACAUGGAAUCGUCUCGAGUCGACAAGUAGCGGGACUCUUCUGAGCAACCAUGAAGACGAUGAUUGGGAGUUUCUAGAACGAAUGAGCAAACGGUCAAAAGAAAAAGAAUCGGGCGAUCGAGCCAAGAAACAUCCUAUUUCUCGGUCACUUCCCGAUCUUGACUCUAAAGAUCGGAUUUCUACUCUAGAGCGGGAAAUGGCUCGAAUGAAGAAGAAAGAAGUGGGUGCAAUACAACAUAGCGUAUGUGAAGAAUGUGGUGACAUCGGUCACAGGACCGAGAAUUGCCAAGCCACCGCGGAUGUGAAUCAAGUGUAUGGAGACCGGAGGCAAUAUGAUAUGAACUCCAACACUUACCACCCCGGAUUGAGGAACCAUCCUAACUUUAGGUAUGGUAACGCCUCCAACCAAAUGAACCCGAAUUUCCAAUCGGGAAAUCAAGGUGGGUAUUCGCACCAAAAUCGCCAAGGAGGUAACCAAGGGGGUUAUCAAAGGAACAACAAUCAAACUGGUGGCAAUGACUUGAGUGCCAAAAUAGAUGCUUUGCUGAAUAUGCAAAAAGAAUCUCAAAACAAUAUAAAAGAAUCUCACAAUGACAUUAAGGAGAUAAAGAAGACGAACGAGAUUCGGGACAAAGCACAUGAGGCAUUGGCAAAGCAAGUGGGCCAACUCGCGGAGGAAAUGGCUCAAAUAAGGGGAAGCAUGGGAAAGCUUCCAAGUGACACUACAGUGAACCCGAAGCAUCAAGGUUUUAGCACAAGCAAAGUGAGGGAUGCACGCGUUAGCGCGGUAAGUAUUCUUUUAAAUGAUGAAGUUUGUAGUGUUGAAAGCAUUCCACCACCACAAUUCGUUGAUGGUGUAGUGGAAAAUAUAGGUGAGGAGCCGGAAAGUGAAAAUGAACAAGAAACGAUUUCACAAAGUAAAGUUGAAAAUAUAACUAAAAAUUCUUUUUGUGAAAAUUGUUUAAAUCAACUUAACCCGAUUAAUGCAUCAAAAGUUGAGGAACGGUGCCCACCGAAGGACGAGGGGUGGGAAAAUUUUAAGCAAGCUAAAAUUAAUUUACCGUUACUAGAUGACAAUAAAAAGGUUCCGGCUCAUGUGGAAUGCUUAAAGGAGUUAAGCAUCGAAAAACGGCACAACAAAUUACCCGAACCGGUUGAUUUGAUAUCUCAUGUGAGUGUCGUUUUAUCGAGUGCCCUUCCCCAAAAAGCUCAAGAUCCGGGAGACCCUCUUAUUCCAAUUCAAAUCGGAACAUUUAAAAUCAAGAGGGCGCUCCUAGAUCUUGGAGCUUGUGUGAGCAUCUUGCCCAGAAGUUUGUAUGACCAAUAUGAUUUUGGUCCAUUAAAAAAAUUUGAUACUCCCGUGGUAUUGGCCGAUCAGACUCCCACGCAUCCAAGGGGGAUGGUGGAGGAUGUGAUUGUUAAGGUGGAUGAUUGCUACUACCCAGUUGACUUUUUGGUAGUAGACUAUGUUGGGUGUGUUGGGGACACCCAACCGAUAGUCAUACUGGGUAGACCGUUCCUGGCAACUGCUAAUGCCAUAAUAAAUUGUGCAACGGGAACGGUAAGCAUGAAGUUUGGGGACCGGGAAUUAAAUUUAAAUGUUUUUCCAAAAUUUACUAACUCACUCGGUGAGGAUAAGUGUCCUAAAAAGGACAUGAAUCCAAACAAAAAGGUUUGUGCUAUGGUUGGUAGGUUUGGAGAAACAAAGAAGAAGACGGUCAAGAAGAAGAAAGCAAAGAAGUCACCUCUAGAAAAGAAAAAAGAAGAGGAGGUGCGGAAGUUUGGACCGUUUGGCAACAAAUGGUACGAAUCACCGGUGGGUUAUUUUGAGGAGCUCGUGGACGGCAAGCAUGCCAUUCGACCACCAUGA